GCAAUAAAAUACUCGUCUGCUGAGAAUCGCAGUCUGGAAGGGAUGGUGGUGAUUUAACAAAAGAAUUCUCUAAAAUGUUCCCCGGUGCUAAUACUGUUCUUAAUCAUGUGAAGAGGUUUUGCCAGGAAGAGGAAUAAAACCAUCAAUUGGAUUUAAAAAGAAAAAAAAAAAAGAAAAUAGGCACAGGAUGGUUUUUUAAGGCACGCAGGGGGAAAAAUGACCUUUACGACAGUUUUGUCAUUUUCAAAAAAAUGCCUCAUUCUCUGAAUUUCCCCAGCCAGGCAAGGUUGUUAUAAAUGGUAGGUAGGGAAAGCAGAGUGUGGCAAUAAAGGGGUUAAUCCACGGAGCACAGAGCCAUCUGGCUGAGCUGGUUUGUUAUAAUCGAGCAGAUUAUGUUCACGGGACUCAGAGUUUAAGGCUCCUCUCCCACAGAGCAACUCUGCACAACCCAAGCAGACCAACUUUGGGACUUUGAAUGAACGUAUUUACAUCCACCUUUCUCUUCAUGUCGACUUUUCUGGAAACAUUCACACGGAUGCCAUGGUUACUCCUACCACGAUCUUACAGGUGAACAAGGUGAUGUCCAUCUUGUUUUAUGUGAUAUUUCUCGCUUACCUUCGUGGCAUCCAGUCUUCCAACAUGGAUCAAAGGAGCUUGCCAGAAGAUUCGAUAAAUUCUCUUAUUAUUAAACUCAUUCAGGCAGACAUUUUAAAAAACAAGCUUUCUAAGCAGAUGGUAGACAUUAAGGAAAACUAUCAAAACACGGUGCAGAAAACAGACACUCAGCAAGACAUGGACGGAGAGGAAAAUGUGAAAUCAGACUUCCAGCCAGUUAUCUCAGUGGAUACAGAUCUCUUAAGGCAGCAGAGACGCUACAACUCGCCCCGAGUCCUCCUGAGUGACAACACGCCUCUGGAGCCGCCGCCACUGUACCUCAUGGAGGAUUACAUCGGGAAUUCCGUGGUGGUGAACAGAACCUCCCGGCGGAAGAGGUACGCGGAGCACAAGGGCCACCGGGGGGAAUACUCCGUUUGUGACAGUGAAAGUUUGUGGGUCACGGACAAAUCCUCUGCCAUCGACAUUAGGGGACACCAGGUGACUGUUCUGGGAGAAAUUAAAACAGGCAACUCUCCGGUUAAGCAAUACUUUUACGAAACGAGGUGUAAAGAGGCCAAGCCUGUAAAAAACGGCUGCCGUGGCAUUGAUGACAAGCACUGGAACUCCCAAUGCAAGACAUCCCAAACUUAUGUCAGAGCACUGACUUCAGAAAACAACAAACUGGUGGGCUGGAGGUGGAUAAGGAUAGACACCUCCUGCGUGUGCGCCUUGUCCAGGAAAAUAGGAAGAACAUAGAUCUGCAUCUCUUUGCUAUAUAAAUUAUUACUUUAAAUUAUAUGAUAUGCAUGUAGCAUAUAAAUGUUUAUAUUGUUUUAUAUAUAUUAUAAGUUGACCUUAUUUAUUAAACUUCAGCAAAUCUACAGUAUAUAAGCUUUCUCUCUCAAUAAACAAGAGCAAAGGGUGUGUGCCUCUGCUGUGGCCAACUCCGGGGGUUUUUUUUAAGACUAUGUUUGUGACACUGCUUGUCGGCAGCAUACCGUAACCUUCCUGUAAAAUCUGUGUAAAAUCAGUAUUUUUCAUUCAGUAUUGUCAAACCAGUGACUGUCAUUUAGUAAACUUGUUAAAAAUCAGUUCAAUGCCAAGAGUUGUGUACAUAUUUAUAUUCCCUGCUCUAUAUGUUCAUAUUUAAUUAGAUCCACAGCAUUGACUCCUCACCACCAAAAAGAAAAAUGGACCAAAAUACGUGUUGUAGCCUGCAGACGAUGUCAAAUUUACAGGCAUCAGGUAGCCCUAAAAUAAAGUUUCUGUGUAUUAUGCCAGCUCUGCCGGUGAAAUGACCAUUUUCCCUCUGUUAGCAUUUCAGAAUGGCUGCUAGUAAUCCAGGAUCAUCCUUUUGUGUUUUGGAAGCACAUUUGUUUUGCAACUGUUUCUAAUGCUGCCAGUGCAUCACUGAAAAAAUAUGAAAAAAAUCUGAAAUAUUUGUAGCCAAGAACUUACUGAAGCCAAGAACUAAUGAUCUAAAAUGAUCAUUAAUAUAAUACAUAAAAGAUGGUUUGUUGUGAUCAGCCUCUUCCUCCUCACACAAAUCAAUUAUCUUCUGCUUGCAUUGUUGGAUCAUUCCUCUCUGUCUGAGUUUUUAAAUUAGAAACAAAGCUGGUGGUGUCUUAACCUUAAAAGAGCCCUUGGCUUUCAAAUUGUAGUAAAGAAAGAUACAACAUCCUGGUGUGGAUAUCAAAGCCACAUGCCCAUAUGAAGGCUUCCUUCUCCUCAGCAAUCCAUUCUCCAUCUUUCCCAGGGGGAAAAAUGUGUUGAACUGCUCGAGAAAUCUGGUACCUUUCACAGGAACAUGAAAUGAAUGGUGGCUAAAAUCCAUGAAGUCAGUAGUUAUCCUGAAGUUCCUCAAUUAAGCUGAUGAGUUGUUGCUUAGGACAGACAAAUGUGCUAGCAUGUAUUUACCUCAAACUCUUCUUUGGAUUGUCAUGUAGCUCCACUGGGGACAGGAAUAAAGACACUACUUGAAGAGAUGGCCCAUUACACAUUAGCUGUGCAAUGCCCUGGAUGGGAUCCCACUCCCAUGAAGUAAAUGAGAGUUCAUGGCUAGGAACAGAAUUCAGAUUGGGCUGCAGAUUAUCUGUGUCCAGAGAGACCCAACCCACAGCCAGGGCUGGAAAGUACCAGCUAUUUGAAAAGUUUUACUCUCAGUUAUUUUCUGAGGGUUUUACAGCUACAGCUUUCACUGCCUUAGCGUGUUCAGCAUCACGAAUGAAAAUGAGAUCAGAGCCUCAAACACAAGGUUGCAGGAUACCUUUGCUUGUAGAGCUUUCACUCCUGGAAAACCAGUUUCAAACAUGCAACAGUCCAUGAAAGACAGCAAGCUGUGAGGUCUCCCCUAAUCCCUUACAGAGAGUGCUGCACAGCAUAAAAUCACCAGGGAGCGGGACAGCUUGCCUUGAGGCCAAGCUCUGGAAUAGCUGUGUCUUGGAAAGCCAGGUUGGAGCUCGUGGGUAUUUUCUUCAGAGGAGGCCAGAAGCAAAGCUUUUGAGAAUCAUCUCAACUUUCAGCAUGAGGCCAGGGUAUUUACCUCACAGGAAAUAUCAUCACCUCGCAGCACUAAAUCCUAACUUUGCUUUGAGCAAUAGCAACUUCAGAGGUUCAAUACCAAGGCAGUCAUUAAAACGAGAGGAUGUAAUGUAACAAGGAACCCGGUAUCUGAUAGAUCUGAUUAGAAUAUUUCUCAUUUCUUGGCAAACAUUUAAAAAAAACCCAACCCCACAGAGAUUUUACUUCUUUUCCUGGUAGGAAAGUUUAAGUUUUAACUAAUCUUUUUGGCUUGGGGGAAUAAGCAUAUUUUUCAGAGUUCUGUCCUGCUGGAUUUUUUUUUUGUAAAUUAAAAGCUUGGUUUUACACCCUGACUUUCCAAAUAAAGAUCAUUUGCAGAUGCUGGGAUCAACUGAGAGCUGAUAUUGUCAUGGAUCACUAACUUUAGAGAUCUCCUUUUUUCAGUGUGCCACAUAGGUCGAUCUCCAUGUGAGAAGAGGAGGUAAGAAGACCAAUUUAGCUUGGUGGAAUCCCAUUAAUCAGAAACUACCUUGUUCCUGCAGUGUGGAUGUCACUUUUGUUUACAUCACUGUAAAUCCAGAAAAAAUCUACUGAACACAGGGAAGAAAAUGUAGCUUUAUAACAAUGUUAACAACAUCGGAGUUGAUUCUAAUGCCUUUAUUUCUGCUCACUGAAAAUCAAGGGAGAUUCAUUCUUUAAAGGUUCAAAGAAAGCUAUUUGUCAUUUUCCACUGUAAAUCCAGUAACAGGAACUGGUCUUUGACUCUUGACUUUAACAAGUAUUUUACAAGCAGCCAGCAAAAAUGUCUCAGACUAAAUAUGCCUGUCAUCUGAAACACAUGAGAUGAGAACGGAGCAUGGUGUGUACGGUUAUUAGAACGGCUGCCUCUUUCCCACCCCAGGAAAACAAUGAGCGGAAGUGUUACCCCCUGGAUCUGAUCCAGCUUCCACUAAAGUCAAUGGGAAAAAAAAUCUCACCUUCUCCAGUGGAAGCUGGAUCAGGCCCCAAGCAAAGAAAAACCUGCAGAUGUCGACCAGAGAGCAAAGCAAUCCCACACAUCAGUAACGCGUUCCUGUAAAUCCUGUGUACGCAUAAGAUGCUGUAUAAUUUUGUAACAAGUUUGUAAACAAAGCCUGUAAUAAAUUUGUUAAGGUCUAAUUUUC
Molecule: messenger RNA, 4280 nt
Organism: Corvus hawaiiensis (hawaiian crow)
Lineage: Eukaryota; Metazoa; Chordata; Aves; Passeriformes; Corvidae
Gene: NTF3
Product: neurotrophin 3
Exons: 2
Coding region: 541-1353 (270 amino acids)
Biological process (GO): memory; neuron projection morphogenesis; negative regulation of neuron apoptotic process
Molecular function (GO): nerve growth factor receptor binding; growth factor activity
Source: RefSeq, a predicted model, not a curated record